AUGGUUGUCUAUUCAGUGAUGGUUGCAUGAACAUCUAUAACCGGAUGGGUUAUCUACUCAAAUGGAGGAGAUGGAGACCAAUGGUUGGAUCCAGAGGAGCCAACUCCUUUCUCUACGAUAAUCUCGAUAGGAAAUCUCGGUGUAUCUUCUAACGAAUACAACUCGUCCAAGGUGUACAUAAUAUGUGCCUUGAACACUGUAGCAAUGGUUAUCAUCUAUAUUCUCAAUAUUGCUUACAAGCCAUUACAGCUGAAAGUCAUUGAGAAGGUGGAUGAGAUCAAUAUAUCGCCAGCAGAUUUCGCUGUGAUGGUGUCCAACAUCCCGAAGGAUAAAAAUAAAGAGCAGAUCAUGGAAUGGCUCAUUUCUCAGGAAGAAGGCAAAAUUUGUGAUAUCAACUUGUGCUAUGACAUCAAGGAGCCAAUUCAGAAGCUGAAAAAGGUUGAAAAAUUGAAGAAAAUUGUGACUAAUUAUGAAAAAAUGAAGAGCGGUCUACUUGGACUAGCCACCACAGUUCCUAAGAGCAAAUCUGAGCUCGAGAAAGAAAUUACAGACUUGGAAGAAGAGGUUGAAAAUUUUAAAGAGAAAUUGAAAAGUGAGGAUACUGAUAGGAAUUUCACGGGUAAAGCCUUCGUUAUCUAUAACCAACAAAGUGAUAUUGUUAACAUUACUACUAAGUUUCAUCAAACUUGGAUCAGAAAAGUGUAUGAUUUCUUAAUGAUCUACCUAUGCAAUGGAAAAGAAAAAGUGCAAGAUUCUUGCUGGUGGGACGGCCAGAGAGUUACAGUUGAAAGAUCAGCUGAGCCCACCAAUAUCUACUUCGAGAACAUGGCUGUAGAGGAAAAGACUAGGUUUUACCGUAGCUUUGUCACAUAUUUCUUUGCAUUCUUAUGCUUAUGAUGUGUCUUUUUGAUCAAUUUGUUCUUAUCAUUCCUUCGAGAAGAACUUGGGGGAGCUUCUAAUAAAAAUAAGAGUACUGCAGAAAUUGUGAUCUCUUCGAUUAUAAGCAUUUCAUUUGUAUCAUCUAUUGUCAUUGCUAAUAACAAUUCUGUAUUAGCUAAGGUAGUUAGGUACAUCUCUAAGUAUGAGAGGCAUGAGACAUAUACCAAAUUUAACCUAACUAUUGCUCUGAAAUUAACUGCUUGCAUGUUCAUCAACACAGCAGUGAUUCCUUUUAUUGUAAAGGGUGAUAAGAAAGACUGGUUUGGUCCUGAUGGACUAGCUAAUGAUGCUUUCCUUAUUAUUAUUAUCAUGAACUUCGUAACUCCUACUAUUAAUCUUAUUGGCUUCGGAAAUAUAUUCAGAAUUCUCAGGUUAAAAUAUGAAAAAUGGAGAGGAGAGAAAUCAACAAUGAUACAAAAGGAAGCAAAUAAGUUAUCUGAAGGAGUUGAAUUUGAUAAGCCAUUUUUGUAUGCCAUAACAAUGGUAACAUUUUACAUAACUUGUUUCUUCACACCAAUGAUCCCAAUGCUUCCCAUCAUCUCUCUGCUUGGGAUAGUUUACAAAUAUUUUGUGGAUAGAUACCUCCUACUACGAAGAUGUAGUCUACCACAAGAAAUGUCUGAACAAAUGGCUAUGACUUUUUCUGACUUAGUCCCACUAGGAGUCUUCUUGUAUGCUCUAGGACAAUUUAUAGUAGUCAGCCAGCUAUCUAAUGGAAAGAACAAGCUCCCAUAUUUAGCCUUGGGGCUUUCUGUGAUAGGCUUAUUUGUCCCAUUUAGACAGAUUUUCCAGAAAUCCUUAAGCAGAGUUAAACGCAAUGAUGGUGAAACCUAUGAUAAAAAUAAAUCUAAGUUCAUAACUGAUUAUGACAGAUGAAACCCUGUCACUGAGAAGGAAGCGAAGCUCAAGCAUAUUGAAGAAAUUGGAAAUAUGGGUGCAAAUGAAGAUGCUCUCAGGAAGAAAUACAAGAAAUCUCACAAAGGAAGAAGGGUAGCCCCUGCCAAGAAAAACCUGGAUGAAAUAAUCUCACUUGAUGAAGAGGUCAAGGAUGAGGAUCCUCGCAAAGAAUGGACUGUAGAGAAAAUGAUGGAAGACCCCAAAGAUUCCUCUGGAAACAACAAUUGGAUGAUGAAGCCAUCAUGCCAAAAAUCCUCCUUUGAAAAGUCAGAGAAAGCUUCUGAAAAAGACGAUAUCUCUGCCAUUGUCUCUGAGGUUCUCAACAAAAGUGCUAAAGAAGACGACAUGAUCGUGAAGCAAGUCCUUAAAGAAGAGGAAGAGAAGGAACACCAAAUAAGGCAGCAAGAGAAACUGCACCAAAGAAGACAGCAAGAAGAGAAGGAAAAACAAGACCAAAUGCAUGAAAAGAUGAUUGAGGAAGAAAUUGGGAAUAUCCAGGAGAAGAAGGAAAGUGAUAGUAGUGGUCGCCUGAAGAGCCUUGACCAGGCCACUAUUGAAGGACAUGAAGAUAAAGAAGAUAUGGUAGACUCCCUUAAUGAGAGCCAUAGUGCUAACCAGAAAUCUGAAGGGCUUAGUGAAGAAAAACCUCAGAGAAAGAUAGCAUGGAGGGUUGGAGAAGUCAAAAUUGGAGCUCAAAAAUCUGAUUCUACACCUGAGAGUUAAAUCUACAGCCAUGUUUGAAAGCCGUUGAGAGAGGGUCUUUACUUGAGGCUGAUAAAAAUUCAGAUAUUUAAUUGAUUCAA
Molecule: messenger RNA, 2639 nt
Organism: Moneuplotes crassus
Lineage: Eukaryota; Ciliophora; Spirotrichea; Euplotida; Euplotidae
Source: the annotation of a GenBank genome assembly